Tigriopus californicus is the source of this 1285-nucleotide messenger RNA. RefSeq lists its product as uncharacterized. The transcript is spliced from 3 exons. The record is from RefSeq and is a predicted model, not a curated record. Bases 242 to 748 code for a protein of 168 amino acids. NCBI's taxonomy places the organism in Eukaryota, Metazoa, Arthropoda, Copepoda, Harpacticoida, Harpacticidae.
AACUAGAAAUCUUCUGAUUUAAGCAAACUUUCAAUUCACGUGUCGUGAGUACCACCGUUUACGUACAGCAAGCUCCAACAAGGAUAGACUAGCCACUCUAACAGCAAUGCGUUUCUCACCCCGCGACCCUAAUCACGAGAAACUGGCUUCAUUUUGAAGUUCAUUUCCUUGAUCCUGGCAAACUUCUGAGUCUCAUUUGUAUUCAGAGAACCGAGCUUUUUAGAGCUGAAAGAAGGUAGUCAUGAUCCCGAAUACUUAUUUUUUGCUACUCGGAGCCAUCACUGUAGUGGUAGCUCAAUUGAGUGAAUACCAACCGGAAGAAAGCCCUUAUUCGUACAAUGAAAUCACUCCAGCCAACGACCCCAAUAACCCAUGGGCAAAUUACCAGCAACAAGCUCAACAACAACCCUUGUACUCUUCCUUCUCUAAUGUGAACCGUCAAGACAUCUUGAAUAAUCCGGAGGCCGUGGGCAUUGUGGCCGUGGCUGUGGUGGGAGCCGUGGCAUUGGGUGCGACCGCCUUGAGUUUGGCCGAUGCCAGAGAAACCAAUGAACGAUUAUCCCAACGACAAGCUCAGAUUUGCUCCGACGGCAAGGCUACCGCCGGUCAAUUGACUACUCUGGCCAGACAAAUACUUAUGUUUGUUCCUGUCUUGCAAGCCCAAGACCCCCCCUUUGCAGCACUGGCACCGCAAUUAGAAAGUUCGAUGGAAUCUAUCAUCUCGUCAAUCCCCACAAUCAGUUGUUAGAUACUCUCAUAGAGUUGCGUGCUACGUGUGGCAUUCCUCAUUUCCUAUGCAUCUUUGUAAAGCUCUAUACCAAAGCCCAAGGAAAAUCAAAGAAUGGCCUUUCGAACAAAAACUGGUUAUCUUCUCAUAACCUUCGAAGACGGACUCAUUAUGUCUUUAUUCAUUUCACUUUUUAUUCAAAAUGUUACUACAAUCAAAAGCCUCACUGAAAAUUAUUAUGAGCCUCUUCGCCCUUUUCCAAGAUCAUUCAGAGAAGGGGGCCAAGAGUCUCAUUUUGUACUUUGAACUCUGAUCACUGAUUCAUAAACUGUAUGUACGAAGCAUAUAUCGUUCGGGAUACUUUUUCUGAGCUUUGCAAAGUUCGGAAGAAAAUCGUAAUCGUUUUGAUCCAAGUCAAGAUUGUUGUCAUCUAUGAUAUGUUUUUGUUUUUGAAUGGCCUCGUGUUUUAGAAACAUGCAAAUAUCUCUAGAAAAUAUACUCGCCUUAGGUUUUUUUUAUAACAAUACACUUGCUUAUCGUUUAUAACCUGUACGAAAC